AAAAAAUGCAGGCAUAUAUAUAUAAGAAGCAGCCAUGUUAGAGCACGGGUACAACUACAACAUAGUCAAGUUCAAGAAAAUGAAGAAGAGCCUUGCUGCAAGCAUCGGGAGCAGCGGCCGGCUGUCGGCAGAUGACGAGGACGACGACGAGGCGUCGAAGAUGGCGAUAGCAUCUUAUCAAGCGAGGGAAGAGGAGAUUGAGAGGAGGAAAAUGGAGGUGAGGGAGAGGGUGGAGUCUCAACUCAGUCGUGCAGAAGAAGAAGCAAAGCGUUUGACACAAGUUUGGGAGGAGCUGGAAGUGUUCACAGAUCCAAUGAGAAAAGAUGUGAGCAGUGUGCGGAAAAGACUAGACAUGGCCAACCGUGAUCUCAAAUCUCUUCAACAGAUCUGCCAAAAGAAAGAGAAAGAAUAUAAAGAAGCAAUGGAAGCUUUCCAAGAAAAGAGCAAAGAGAAAGCACAGCUGACCACUGCCCUUAUGGAGUUGGUGAAUCAGAGUGAGAAUUUCAGAAUGAAGAAGCUGGAAGAGCUCAGCAAGAUUGUGAACUUGAAAGCACAAAAUACUUGAAAAAUGUUAUGUUUUUUCCUUUCUAUUUUAUAGUCAAUGCAGCUUUUCUUGCCAAGUAUGUCAAAGUAUUUAUGUCAGCACGGAUGCAAUAGACCAGGUUGUUAGACAAGUAAAAGAGUCGUCCCAUUUGGCUGUAACGAUCCAAUAACAUAAAUCCAAUCGUGCCAUAAGUGUCACGACUCUGUAGCACUAUAGCUAAGCACAUCGUGUCCGAACCAAGGGUAUACAGGAUACUAGUUAAAGAUGUUUAAGUUGAUGGGAUUUUCAUA
Sesamum indicum (sesame) is the source of this 834-nucleotide messenger RNA. RefSeq lists its product as uncharacterized. Lineage: Eukaryota; Viridiplantae; Streptophyta; Magnoliopsida; Lamiales; Pedaliaceae. The record is from RefSeq and is a predicted model, not a curated record.